Molecule: messenger RNA, 663 nt
Organism: Acanthosepion pharaonis
Lineage: Eukaryota; Metazoa; Mollusca; Cephalopoda; Sepiida; Sepiidae
Source: the annotation of a GenBank genome assembly
AUGUCAUCGUCAUUCAGUUUUUAUAUUCUAUCCCUGUCUUACCUAGUAUUCCAUCUAUCUAUCUAUCUAUCUAUCUAUCUAUCUAUCUAUCUAUCUAUCUAUCUAUCUAUCUAUCAGCCUAUUCAUAUCUAUCUAUCUAUCUAUCUAUCUAUCUAUCUAUCUAUCUAUCUAUCUUAUCUAUCUAUCUAUCUAUCUGUCAGACAAUUCAUAUCUAUCUAUCUAUCUAUCUAUCUAUCUAUCUAUCUAUCUAUCUAUCUAUCUAUCUAUCUAUCUAUCUAUCUAUCUAUCAACCUCCCUUCAUAUCUAUCUCAGCCUAUUCAUAACGCUAUCUAUCAUAUUAUCUUAAACGGUUCAUUUAUCUUGAUUCUUGUGUACCUUAUCUAUCUAUCUAUCUAUCUAUCUAUCUAUCUAUCUAUCUAUCUAUACAUACAUACAUACACACAUAGAUUCACUGGAGUCAAUCAACGCGACCUCAUAUCUAUCUAUCUAUCUAUCUAUCUAUCUAUCUAUCUAUCUAUCUAUGAGAUAAUAAUAUAUAUUUUUAUAUAUCAAAAAGGAUCUUAUACACAAUUUAUCAAAUGCCUUAAAUUAUUCCUUGCCCAAACACAUUUUUCUCAUGAUCUAUCUAUCUAUCUAUCUAUCUAUCUAUCUAUCUAUCUAUGA